CCCGCGGCGGCGGCGGCCGGCGACGAGGUGGUAUCCGCCGCCGCUUCGAGCCUUCCCUGGCAAGUCACUGCUACCGCGCGGCCGCGGAAGAGCGCUCCGGCUCCGCUCGCGGAAGGGCACUGUCCUCGAGGUGGAUCUGGGCACUAUACUUGGUGACUUUGGUGUAGGCUGGCAUUUCGGUGUGGCGCUGUUACCCAGAGGGUCCAGUCGGCGGCGAGCAGCGAGCUCUUCAUUGGAGACCAUGAAGUGGGAAUUUCUUCGUUGUCUCUCAAUGCAUCCACCGAAAUGAAGCAGCUUCACUGAACCAUUGGCGCGCGUGCCCUCUGCCGCGCCUGCGUCCGCGAUGCUGCGAAAGUCGGGAACCCAGCGCCGGCAGCCGGCGUUCUGGCGGCGGUGCCGCAGCCUCCGGCAGAUCAAGCAGGUCCACGCACUCAUGGUCCUCCGGGGCUUCCUCUCCGACCCCUCCGCGCUCCGCGAGCUCAUCUUCGCCUCUGCGGUCGCUGUCCGCGGCGGCGUCGCGCACGCCCGCCUCGUAUUCGACCGAAUCCCGAACCCGGACCGGUUCAUGUACAACACCCUCAUUCGCGGCGCCGCGCACAGUGACGCGCCCCGCGACGCCGUCUCCAUCUACGCGCGCAUGGCCCGGCGCCGCGGAGACUGCUGCGGCGGCGUGAGGCCGGACAAACUCACCUUCCCGUUCGUGCUCCGCGCCUGCGCCGCGAUGGGCGCGGGGGGCACCGGGGCGCAGGUCCACGCACACGUCGUGAAGGCUGGGUGCGAGUCUGACGCUUUUGUCAGGAACGCGCUCAUCGGCAUGCACGCGAGCUGCGGGGAUCUAGGCGUGGCGGCUUCGCUGUUCGACAGCGGAGCGCGCGGGGACGCCGUAGCAUGGUCGGCGAUGAUCUCCGGCUGCGCGAGGAGAGGGGACAUUGGUGCCGCCCGGGAGCUGUUCGACGAGAGCCCUGUGAAGGACCUCGUGUCAUGGAACGUGAUGAUCACAGCUUACGCCAAGCGGGGUGAGAUGGCCCUAGCGAGGGAAUUGUUCGACCGCGUUCCUGAUCGUGAUGUCGUGUCAUGGAAUGCCAUGAUUUCUGGGUACGUGAGAAGUGGCUCACACAGGCAUGCGAUAGAGCUCUUUGAGCAGAUGCAGUGCGUGGGAGAAAAGCCAGAUACUAUCACGGUGCUCAGCUUGUUGUCAGCCUGUGCCGACUCUGGUGAUCUCGAUGUUGGCCAGAGGCUCCAUUCCUAUUUGUCAGAGAGGUUUUCAAGAACUGGUCUUACCACCGUUCUUGGAAAUGCGCUGAUUGACAUGUAUGCAAAGUGUGGGAGCAUGAAGUGCGCACAUGAAGUGUUCUGGUCGAUGCGAGAUAAGGACGUCUCAACUUGGAACUCCAUCAUAGGAGGAUUGGCAUUGCAUGGACAUGUCAAUGAGUCCAUAGAUUUGUUUGAGAAGAUGCUAAAGGGGAAUGUCAAGCCAGACGAAAUCACCUUUGUUGCUGUCCUCGUUGCUUGCAGCCAUGGAGGCAUGGUUGACAAGGGGCAUAAGUACUUUAACUUAAUGCAGCAACAGUACAGGAUUGAGCCCAAUGUCAAGCACUUUGGUUGCAUGGUUGACAUGCUAAGUCGUGCAGGACUGCUCAAAGAAGCAUUUGAGUUCAUUGACACAAUGAAGGUCGAGCCUAAUUCUGUCAUAUGGAGGACCUUGCUUGGGGCUUGUAGGAUCCAUGGUGAAGUUGAACUGGCUGAGCAUGCGAAUCUGGAACUUCUAAAGGCAAGGAGUGAUGCAAGUGGGGAUUAUGUGCUUCUAUCAAACAUUUAUGCUUCAGUUGGAGAAUGGCUGGGGUCAGAGAAAAUGAGAAAGUUGAUGGACGACACUGGUGUCAACAAGGAAGCAGGCCGUGCAGUUAUUGAUGGCAGUUCAAAGGAUCUAAUGCAAUCUUCUAGACAGUUCUAAUCACGUUCUGGAUUCAAAAGAUUUUUUUGGCCUAGCUGCCGGGUCAAGAAAUUGGAUACCUCUGCCCGUUCUUCUGUCAAUGAAGAGCAAAAGGCCCAGUACCGCUACCACUUCCCGUGCUAUUAUUGGCUCCAACAUGCUAGAGACAUUGCUUAAGUUUUACACAGAAUGCAGCUAAAAGGGCAUGUAAGCCUGAUCAAUUCAUAUGCAUCCAGUUGUCCCUGUUAUUCAAUAAUUUCUUAUGACUCAGUCAUGCAAGUAAAACACACUUUGAUCUAUGCAGCCACCAAGUGAAACCAAUGGUCUAUUGAAUAUUGUACACCUACCAAGGAAACUAGUUACAUUCCAGUGUAUAUUGAUAUGAUGCAGUUUGGUGUUAACAUUCAAGUCAAGCAGAUAAACGGGAGCACAAGAACCAGCUGAGACGUAGUGGUGAUAUUUACAAAUCUGUACUACUUUCUGGGUAUCUGGGUGGCUGCAAUCCCGCUUGAACUCAACCAUAGAACUAUGAGACCGGUCAUGUGCCAUGGUCAUAGACCUUGUGAUAUAGCAGCAGAACAUUAGAAAAGUUUGCACAUGAUCAGUGCAUUUGGAUUUUGGAGUUCCCGGCCAUCUUAAGGGAGUGAGUACUUUUUGAACAACGCAGAGAACAGACAAGUAGAUGAAUAGGCAAGGCAAAUAUAUAAUUGAUUAUCUCGAGCAAGAAAAGGAAGCAAGUUUGCUGUAUGCAAUAAUAACCAUUUGGUCUGUAAGCUUAUUCUUGCCAUCGGAAUAUACAUCUGAAAUGUUGAAUGUA
This is a messenger RNA of Setaria italica (foxtail millet), 2750 nucleotides long. RefSeq names its product pentatricopeptide repeat-containing protein At5g15300. The record is from RefSeq and is a predicted model, not a curated record. Gene Ontology annotation, biological process: RNA modification. The transcript has a single exon. Gene Ontology annotation, molecular function: protein binding; RNA binding. Bases 344 to 1954 code for a protein of 536 amino acids. Lineage: Eukaryota; Viridiplantae; Streptophyta; Magnoliopsida; Poales; Poaceae.